Molecule: messenger RNA, 570 nt
Organism: Gastrolobium bilobum
Lineage: Eukaryota; Viridiplantae; Streptophyta; Magnoliopsida; Fabales; Fabaceae
Exons: 2
Coding region: 1-570 (189 amino acids)
Source: RefSeq, a predicted model, not a curated record
AUGGGGAUUUUGUGCAAACAUAUUUUGUACAUCUUCAAGAAGAAACAAAUGAUGACCCUUCCUGAAAAGUAUAUUUUAACAAGAUGGACCAUGAAUGCAAGCUAUAAGGUUGAAAAUCUUUUGUCUGUUCAUUCUGAAACAACUAAUAGUGAAGUAAGUGCAUUGUCCUUGUUGUCAACUCAUUCGAAGUGCAAUUUGGCUAUUUCUGAAGCAAAAGAUUGUUUUCAUGAAAUUAGAAGGUUUGAUGCUAUUACUGAUGAAUUUAUUCAACAACAAUUAGAAAGAAAGAGAAAAAGAAUUGAAGAAGAAACCAUAAGUUCAAUUGUACCUUCAGAAAGUGGUUUCAUUCAUUCUCAAAUCUUACUUAAUUAUGUUCGAGACCCCACUCAAGCAGUCAAAACUAAGGGGCAUCCAAAAGUUACUUCACGAAUAAAAUCAAGCAUUGAGUUAGCAACCAAACAACAAAAGACUUGCAGUUAUUGUCGAGAGAAGGGUCAUAAUAAGACCAGUUAUAGACGUUGCAAGAGAGAAGCAAAAAGAAUAAUAGUUUCAUUAGAAAGUUGCCCCUGA